AUGGAGAAGGAAAAUGCGUAUGAAAACCCCAAUAUGGAAAUGAUGGAGUUAAAUGUGUUUGGCAUUUGGGCAUAUGAUUCAAUUUGGGCCCUAGCAAGGGCAGUGGAGAAGGUAGUGGAUAAGAUUUUUAAAACUAAGGAACAAAAUGCAGCAUUGAACAUGAUAGACUUAGCUAACAUUGGAGCUUCUCAAAGUGGCUCAAUAAUUCUAAACGAGUUAUUGCAAAUUAGAUUUAGGGGUUUAAGUGGUGAGUUCCAAUUUAUGCACGGGAAACUAAUCUCUAGAGCAUUUGAAAUAGUGAAUGUAUUAGGCAAAUGGGAGAGAAAAGUUGGAUUUUGGACAGUGACUGAUGGAAUCACUAAUGAAAUGAAUCCAUCUGUUAGUGAAAAAUAUCCGAGGUAUUCAAGUACCAAUACAGGUCUUGAAACCAUUAUCUGGCCGGGAGGAUCUACAACUACUCCAAAAGGUUGGUUGAUGCGAAUGAAUGGUAAAAAGCUAAGAAUUGGUGUACCAAUGAAUCAAGGGUUCGAAGAGUUGAUAAAGGUGCAGCGUAAUCCUCAAACAAAUGCAACAACUGCCACUGGUUUCUGCAUUGAUGUAUUCAAUGCUGCCAUUGAUGGCUUACUAAAUACUGAAUCAUACAAGUUUAUUCCAUUUGAGGAUUCCAAUGGGGAGCCGGCAGGAAACUAUAAUGAUCUUGUAUAUCAGGUAUAUCUUCAGCAUUAUGAUGUUGUUGUAGGGGAUACUACAAUAACGGCCAAUAGAUCUCUAUAUGUUGACUUUACAGUGCCAUAUACCGACUUGGCUCUUGGAACAAUAGCAAAGGUUGACAAUAAGAACAUGUGGAUCUUCUUGAAGCCACUUGAUUCAAAUCUAUGGCUGAGAAGUGCUGCUUUCUUUAUCCUAACCGGCUUUGUUGUUUGGGUUAUUGAGCAUCCGGUAAAUGAAAAAUUCCAAGGAUACCAAAGUGGGUCUCUCGUAAAAGGAGAUAUUGUCAGCAACCUGAAUUUUGAAGACACUAAGCUUAUGCAAUAUUCAUCGCCUAAGGAAUAUGCAGAUGCUUUAUCAAGGGGAACUAAAAAUGGUGGUGUUGUCGCUAUUAUUGAUGAGAUCCCAUACAUCAAGAUCUUCCUUGCAAAAUAUUCCCAAGACUAUACCAUGAUCGCAUAUGAAUCUAAGACCAAUGCCCUGGCAUAG
This is a messenger RNA of Cornus florida, 1197 nucleotides long. RefSeq names its product glutamate receptor 2.1-like. The transcript is spliced from 3 exons. NCBI's taxonomy places the organism in Eukaryota, Viridiplantae, Streptophyta, Magnoliopsida, Cornales, Cornaceae. The coding region runs from base 1 to 1197 and encodes 398 amino acids. Gene Ontology annotation, cellular component: plasma membrane. Gene Ontology annotation, molecular function: glutamate-gated receptor activity. The record is from RefSeq and is a predicted model, not a curated record.